CAAAGAGCAGCAGUCUGAGAAAAGCUACGCCCAGAGCAGCUGCACAAAGAAAGUGUGGCAACAAAACACUGCUUUAACUCAUAUCUUUUCAACCUACGGUGUAGCUUUAUGCAUUCGGAGACCAAGUGGAGUCCCCCGGGCGACACAUUACAGAGGAGGACCUUUGAGGCAGCAGCGUGUAUGACGAUCCACCUAGCCUGUCUUGACUUUGACUGCAUUCACAAAAACCUCAACUUGCCACGAUGAAUGUGACAGACGCCGGCUGCAGCGUCCCCUCGGGAGAGUACCAGUACUACUUUUUCCCAGCGGUCUACAGUCUGGCUUUAGCUGCGGGUCUACCUGGAAAUCUGGUUGCCCUCUUCGUCUUCACCUUCAAGAUCACCCCUCGCACAGCCUUCAGUGUGUACAUCAGCAAUCUGGCUCUGGCAGACGUCAUCAUCCUCUGCACUCUACCCUUUAGGAUCCACUACCACCUCAACAGAAACAACUGGGUGUUUGGGGACGUCGCCUGCCGUAUCACUGGGAUUCUGUUCUUCACCAACAUCUACAUGAGCAUCUGUUUCAUGACUUGUAUCUGUGUGGAUCGCUACAUGGCCACCGUACAGCCGCACACCUAUCUGAGGCUGCGGGGCCCCUGGUGGUCUCUGGUUGUGAGUGGGGUGCUCUGGUGUGUCGCCGGGGUGGCUAUGCUGGUCUUCAUCCUCAUGGGACCUCUGGAAACCAAUGCAGACAAAUCUGGAAGCCACAGCUGUUUUGAGAACUUCGCCAAGCAUGAGUGGGACACGCGUUUGGUGGCGUUCAGCCUGCUGAGCCUUGUCUUUUGCUCCCUGCUGCCCUCCGUGAUCAUCCUGGUGUGUUACCCGCUGGCUGCGAGGCGCAUUUCCAUGAUAAGGACUAAAACAGCCCAAAGAGCCGUGAGGGUCAUCUACACCAUCCUGGCCAUCACGCUGCUCUGCUUCCUGCCCAACCACGUUGUGUACCUGUUGCACGUCCUUCGGCGCAUGGAUGUCAUCAAGAGCUGCUCGACUGCCAACAGAAUCUACAACGCCAGGCGGGUCACCAUGGCCCUCGUCACCCUCAACACAUGCCUGGACCCUGUGCUUUACUACGUCACCACCAGCCACUGCCACUGGAAGCGCUUGAAAAUGACAUGGAUGUGUGGACGAUUGAGGAGGAGCAGGGGUGUUUAUGCCAUUGCAGUGAGGUGAGUGAACUGAGAGGGGUGGCAGUAAAUGC
This is a messenger RNA of Xiphias gladius (swordfish), 1236 nucleotides long. Its product is annotated as lysophosphatidic acid receptor 6. Gene Ontology annotation, biological process: G protein-coupled receptor signaling pathway. The coding region runs from base 243 to 1208 and encodes 321 amino acids. The transcript has 2 exons. Gene Ontology annotation, molecular function: G protein-coupled receptor activity; oxysterol binding. Lineage: Eukaryota; Metazoa; Chordata; Actinopteri; Istiophoriformes; Xiphiidae. The record is from RefSeq and is a predicted model, not a curated record. Gene Ontology annotation, cellular component: membrane.